Fusarium venenatum is the source of this 756-nucleotide messenger RNA. NCBI's taxonomy places the organism in Eukaryota, Fungi, Ascomycota, Sordariomycetes, Hypocreales, Nectriaceae. The record is from RefSeq and is a predicted model, not a curated record.
AUGGCAUCAAGGCGGAUUGAUUGGGGGGCCAUAUAUUUCACAGUAUAUCACAAGGUCAAUGACUCGCUAAAGAAGUUAUUCAUACUAAUCUCUGCCAAACGGCCAACAACAGACGUGGGUAUGCUCAAGCCUAUCUGCGGCUACUGGAGGUACCGUUUCUACAGUACUCACGAAUCCAUUAUGGGUUAUCAAAACCAGACUCAUAUCUCAGUCAAGUACAUCUACGAGGAAUACUCCAAGAGACUAUACGUCUGCCAUAGACGGCUUGGAAGUUGGCAUGAAGGCCAGGAACGCCUCCAGAUCCUAGGGGUAUUAACAGCUAGCGUGGCGAGCAAAGCGUGUGCAACUAUGGUCACAUAUCCGCACGAAGUUGUUCGAACAAGAUUACAAACGCAACAGAGAGUAUACCCUUCAUCAACAGCUGAACAAGCAGGAGCAAGGGAUGGCAAAGGCCUAUUGAUGUCUGAAAGUAGCCUACAAAGCGGAAAGGUCUGCAAUGCAGGGAAAACAUGGGAGAGAUUUCCCCGACUGAAUCGGGGCAUUAUGAGCACGCUUGAAACGAUCAUGCGGGAAGAAGGCUGGCGUGCCUUAUACUCUGGUAUGGGCACUAGCUUAAUCGGUGCUAUACCAGCCUCCGCUAUGACAAUGCUGGUGUAUGAAACAGUAGUGUGGCAGAUUAAGAAGUCAAGUGCGCAGGCCAAAGGAAAGCUCGAAAUGCAGGAUGUAGCAGAAACUUGUUGUCUACGGCUCGUAUAA